AUGGAGGACGAGAAAUCUGCAAAAGUCAAGAAGAAGGGUGCCGCUCACCGAAAGUCUCUCUCUUGCGAGUAUUGCAGUCGAUCUUUCGCCCGCUUGGAGCAUCUCCAACGCCAUCUCCGCACCCAUACCAAGGAGAAACCUUUCUCAUGUGACAUUUGCUCUAAAUCUUUUGCCCGGAGUGAUCUUCUGGUGCGACAUGAACGAUUGGUCCACCCAGCCGAGAGUGCUGCCAAUCGAGAACAUCGGACACAGAAUGGUAUCGAUAACACCCACCAUGACAUUCAAAUACAGCCGACUAUAAGUCAACCUGCCCACCAUGAGUCGCGCAUGCUAGAGCUUGCCGAUGCCAUCCCGGUCCACACCCAAGUGCCUCCACCUCCCGAGGUCCAGGUCCAGCCUCCAUCGAUAGUCGAGACACCACAUUUCAAUCCUUCCUGGGGCUAUGAUUUGAAUCUCUUGUCGCACGCCGCAAGCCAUGUCGCUUUGGAAGGGCAGCAGGAAAGUCUGGAGUCGCUUCGAAAACCGUCGCAUUCGGUCGGCACACCAUCCCAAUCCGUUGCACAAGUUCCAGGAAGAGGGAUUACGGAUAACUACGGCCUUGAACCUUCUAUUUUGGACUUGACGGAUCUGGGGGAUCCCGUUCAAGACUUCACGGUCUUUCUGGAAAGUGUGGGUCUGUCGUCCGACUGGGACUCUGGGGUGUUCUCGUCGGUUGAGGAUCCUAUGUUGCCUCCAAAUAUGCCCAUGGAUUCGAAAUCACAAGUCAGAGAGCAAACAGCAUCGACAAGGCUGGGCGGAGAUUUGAUGGGUGAUCCACGAAUGCAAGCAGAAGAACCACCGUCCUUCUCCAACUUCGGGUCCCGAUUACCGUCCCUGCAACCCGAAUCUCACGAGAUUGAAGAUCGCAUUGGUCUAUCCGAUGAAGGUUCACGACCCGCAUGGGAUAUCACAAAUACUGAUCGCCAAGUCUUCAUGUCAAAGCUCGAAGAAUUCUCCUCUGUUCUUCCUAAGGGGUUUGUUCCGCCGUCUCGGCAUGCUCUAUCUCGCUUUUUCGCUGGAUAUAUCAAUGGGCUGAAUGAACAUCUUCCCUUUGUGCACGUCCCUACAUUAUCUGUUGCCAAAUGCUCUCCCGAGCUUACCCUGGCAACAGCAGCGGCCGGAUCACACUACCGCUUUGAAAAUGGCCGAGGAAUUGACCUUUUUCAUGCAGCAAAAGCAAUCCUUUUAGAGCGUCUCCGUCGAAGAGAUAGCAGACAGGUUCCUCACCCAUCAUGGAACUAUAUUUCUCCUCCAUCGAAUUUUCACAACUCCCGUGGUUCGUCCAUGAUUUCGAACACCGCAAGCAGUCCCUUUCAAAAUCAACACCUCCCACCUCCUAUCAAUGCGUCGAUCUAUACGCCAGACGAUUCUGAUGCCCAUAUGGAGGUGAUUCGGACCUUUUUACUAUUGACCGUGUUUGCAUCCUGGGAGAGACACCCAGAACUCCUUCGAGAGAUUCUUUCGCUUCAGAGUACACUGGCUCGGCUUGUUCGGGAACACGGUCUGGCAGAACCACCACCCACCCUCGAACCCAUAAGCUGGGAAGAUUGGGUGCGAAGAGAAGGAAAUAGACGAACAAAAUUGAUCGUCUAUUGUUUCUCCAACCUCCAUUCUAUCAUGUACAAUAUUCCUCCGCUGAUUUUGAAUGGGGAGUUGAAGCUGAAUAUGCCCUGUUCACACGACCUUUGGAAAGCUUCCAACCCGGCCCAAUGGCGGCGAGUACUCCGCACCCGACAAGGCUCGGAUGUUCCUUUUCAGGAUGCAUUUGCUCGGCUUUUCUUAAAAUCAUCUAUUUCGCUUCCAUCGGCUCCUAUUUCUCCUCUCGGCAAUUACAUCCUCAUUCACGCCAUUAUUCAGCAAAUUUUUUUUGCCCGCCAACUUUGUCUGUCGGCUCCAAACAUGCAUGGAACUAGUCUGAGACAGGAAGAUCUCAACGUGUUAGAUAACUCGUUGAGUGCCUGGAAGGCAUUGUGGAAACGCACGCCCGAAUCCAGCAUCGACCCUCAGAAUCCAGCCGGCCCUAUCGCCUUUACAUCAACAGCACUCCUAGGGCUUGCCUACAUCCGACUACAUGUUGACCUCGGCCCCUGCCGACAUCUGAUCACUCAGGACCCGGUCCAAAUCGCAGGAGCUCUGAUCGAGUCGCCACCUAUCGUCCGAAGCCCGCGAUUGAUUAUGGCACUACUACACUCAGCCCAUGCUCUGUCUAUUCCCGUUCGACUAGGCAUCGACUUCGUGGCAAGAACACACUCAUUCUUCUGGAGCAUUCAGCACUCUCUCUGUAGUUUAGAAUGUGCUUUCCUCUUGAGUAGGUGGCUCCUCGCCAUCCCCGCCACACAACCAGAGCAGAGAUUAUCUGAACACGAGCGCAAACUGCUUCUAUGGAUCAAGAGCAUGAUGGAUGAAACCGAAAUGGCUGUUGAUCCGCCAGGGGCACCCGAUACGGAAUUCAUGGCCAACCCGUACAAAGUGCGUCAGCUCAGUGUUGCUAUUGUUCGGGUUUGGGCCCGGACGUUCAAGGGCAAUACCAGUUGGGCGAUUGUGGACUUGGUAGGCUCGAGCUUGGACACCUACGCCGAUCUCUUGGAGACUACAACAGGUUUUGCAUGA
Molecule: messenger RNA, 2649 nt
Organism: Penicillium atrosanguineum
Lineage: Eukaryota; Fungi; Ascomycota; Eurotiomycetes; Eurotiales; Aspergillaceae
Product: C2H2-type zinc finger protein
Exons: 3
Coding region: 1-2649 (882 amino acids)
Biological process (GO): regulation of transcription by RNA polymerase II; DNA-templated transcription
Cellular component (GO): chromatin
Molecular function (GO): zinc ion binding; RNA polymerase II cis-regulatory region sequence-specific DNA binding; DNA-binding transcription factor activity, RNA polymerase II-specific
Source: RefSeq, a predicted model, not a curated record